CCAACCAACGCCAGCGCUGAACAUCCCUGAGAGCGUGAGCGCGCGGGGGAGCAACGGGAGGAGAGGAAAGGAGAGGACGAGAAACGGUUGUGGCCAAUACAGCACUUUGCGGGGGGAAACGCGUCAACAUUCCUUUCGCUCUUCAGAUCUAAGGUAUACCCAGAUUAUCUUGUCGAAUUGACAUAAUCUGGUAGCCUACACGACCAGGCGCGCCUCUUGGAUGCUCCGGUGAGAUCCCCGUAUCGGUUGAUUCAUCUUCAGCGAGUCGACAGCGCAUCUCGUGCUCUCUGAAGCGGCGGUUUUGAUGGGAGGCGAAAGUGGAUACAUUAUUAAUACAGAGACAGAGGAGAACAGCAAGAAAAUACGUCUUGUCAGUUUUGUCAUGACCACUGCAUUUUUUGCAAUGUGAUCUUGGUCGCCUUUACGGUUUCCUUGCUCAGUGAGAGGAGGAGUGGGAAUCGGACAUCGUUUUAAAAAAAUCUUUGUGUUGAAUCACGCUUGUUCAUAGGUGACUGCAUUUCCGAUAUUGAUUGAUUUGAUUGCAUGACAGUCAACAUUAGCACAGGGAUCUAUAUCCAUACUUUUGCCGAAAGAUGUUGUUCACCUAUUAGCAGAUUUCCUUCCAUUGCAUCCAGCCGCAGGGUCCUCAGCAUCCACGCAAUUUGGGGGCACCGGUGAGGAAGAUAGGGGGAGAUAGAGUCGAGAAGCAAACGAGUAAAGAGAUCAACAGAGGGUAAGACCCGGUGAGUAAAAAUGCUGCCAUCGCAAGAAGCCUCCAAGAUCUACCAUGACAACUACAUGCGGAACUCUAGGGCCAUCGGGGUCCUGUGGGCGAUCUUCACCAUUUGCUUUGCCAUUAUCAAUGUGGUGGUGUUCAUUCAGCCCUACUGGAUCGGUGACAGCGUGAACACACCGCACGCCGGGUACUUUGGCUUGUUCCACUACUGCGUGGGUGAAGGGACCUCCAACCGCGAUCUCAGGUGUUACGGGACCUUCUCCGACUUCGCCUCCAUCCCUUCCGGCGCUUUCAAAGCAGCUGCCUUCUUCGUGCUGAUGUCCAUGGUACUCAUCCUCAGCUGCAUCGCCUGUAUGGCGCUCUUCUUCUUCUGCAACACCGCCACAGUCUACAAGACGUGCGCCUGGAUGCAGCUGCUUUGCGCGGUCUGCUUGGUGCUGGGUUGUAUGAUAUUCCCGGACGGCUGGGACGCAGAGGUGAUCCGGGACAUGUGCGGCGAGUUCUCGGGGAAGUACACACUGGGGAACUGCUCCGUGCGCUGGGCCUACAUCCUGGCCAUCAUCGGCAUCCUGGACGCCCUCAUCCUCUCCUUCCUAGCCUUUGUCCUCGGGAACCGCCAGAGCGACUUCCUUCACGAGGAGAUCAAGGCUGACAACAAAGAUUUUGCAGUAUCGAGGCCACUGCACCUGACUUCGACCCUCCGACUGGAUGGAAUUGAGAUCCGGGAUAUGAAGGACCCUCGCUAUGGAGUGCAGCGGUUUCACUGAAAUGUUGGUGCCUCCUCCCGCUCCUCUCUCUGUUCCUCGGGCUCCAGACACCCCCACCCUUCCCCCUCGCCCCUCCUCUUCCUCCUCCUCCUCCUCUCCCCCUCUCCUCAGGUCAAAGUGUCUGACCUCAAGAAGGAGGCUGUUCACACAGCAGUUUUGUAAUAUAGAACUGGACAGGAUUCUUGGAAAAGAAAAAAAAAGAGAAAAGGAGAAACUAUUCUGUAUCAUUUUAGAUGUUUGAAGAAGACCUACUAACAAAGAACAAUGUCAGCUUUACAAAAACCAACACCUCUGGGAACAUGAUGACAACAGAGUAUUGCUAUUACGUGUUAUUCCUAUGAUGAUGAUGAUGAUGAUGACGAAGAUGAAGAUGUAAUUACGAUAAUUAUGCUUGCAGCAGCUGUAACCAGUUCCAAUCUGCAUAUUUUAUCAAAAGAGAAAAGUUAAAGAUUUCUAGCUUUAAAAAAGAAAAAAAAAAAUGGUUGUUAUGAAUUGCAUAUGUUCAAGCGCCUGGGUGCUACUUUGGAGACACAUGAAAAAAGUACAAACCAAAAAUCUGAAAAAAAAAGAGAAAAAAACUUUUUGUACAGCAGUGUGUAAUUCUGUCCUUUUCUGACCGAUUUUGAACACCCUAUUUGUACCUGUGGUCCUCUGCCUCCGAGACUUCAGAGGGACAGAUGGCGUAUGUUUAUUUGUAAAUAAUGUCUUUCUAUGGAAACAGGGUACAGGCUUAAAGAAUUUAUGCUAUUUAAGUUCAUAUUCCCUUCCCUGACCCUUUCAAGAGUGUAUUUGUCAAACUACACCUUAUCAUUAUUGUUUCACUUCAUAUAUCCUAAUAUGUAAGCCUCCAAAAAUAUUAUUCCACCAUAUACAACUGAUUAUGAUGAUGAUGAUGAUGAUAAAGACAAAAGUGAUGGUAAUAUGUUCUACUGAGAUCAAAUAGUGAACAUGUAAAUGUGUUAUCAUUUACUAUGUUUUUCCACUUUUACUGUAUGAUGUUCACAAUGCAGUGAUUGAUCUAAAACAUUCAUGAGGUCAAGCUGUCAUGGACACCCUUGUCUUGUUGUGGUUCUUACUCUUCAUGGGUUGUCUGUGAUUGCUGGGUUUCUGAUCAGUUCUUGUGGAUGUGUGUGUGUGUGUUUUUUAUUGUUUGUGUUCUUUUGUACCCCACUCUGUUUGGAGGAAAUGCCCUGCAUGCUGCAUUCAACUCAGGCCCCGCCCUCAUCACAGACUCCUGCUGGCCCCACAAGGACAGGCCUGACCAGACGAUUAUCAAUCGCUCUCACCCUUCAUCAGUCACGCCCCCUGGAGGCCACCACCACCUCCACAAACACACACACACACACAUACACACACACACACACUCUCUCUCUCACACACACACACACACACACACACACACACACAUACACACACACACACACACACACACACACACACAAGACUGUGAAGCCCAGUGGACCAGUGCCUGACUACACUUCCACAACGCUCCGCUCCUCUCUUCUCCUCUCCGGUGAGAAGGAUGCCUCAGCAGUGGAGUGGUGCGGAGAGCGGCUAGCGGCGCUGCAUUCUCUCUGCUUCACUGGGUGGUCUGUACUUUUCACAGCGGGACGCCAGCCCACAAACAUUACGCACUGAGCCGCUCCACAUCCUCAAUGAACAGCACGUUUUUCAGCGUAGAGGAACCCCCACCACCCACCCACCCACCUAUUCAACUGAGCUCUUUCCACACACACCCUCCCAUUCUCACUCAGUACCCUUGACUUACAGUGUAAAGUAUGGCCCAAAAACAACUCUGGUGCUUUCAUAAUGGUUGUUUUUGUUUUCUUUUUGCUUUGUUUUGUUUUGUUGUUUGGCUGUUCUGUUCAGAUGGGAGAGGGGGGUUACUAACGAGCUGUCCUUCAGUUUACUGUCCAGCAUUUCUCUUUGGGUGGCAGACUGCUCUAGAGUCAAAGCCUGCAGUUCUUUUGACAGCUGACCCGAAUGCUGACCCCAUCUCCCAACCACCCCACCACCCCCACACACGCACACACCACACACACACUUUUUGGUACCACAUCGUCACGGCCACCUUAGAGCCUCCGGUUACUGUGUUGUCCCAGUGGAUGUGGGUGAGUUAGCAGUGGACACCACAGCUAGGCACACCGGGGUUCCCUCCACUGUUUUGGGUGCUCACCGUCUGGCCCCCUGGUCUUCGCAUCAGCUGAGCCGGGUAGAAGAGAGGCCGUUAGGGGGGAUUAUCUCUAGAAGGUUCCAAUGGAAGGCUGGCAGUUGAAUAAGGUGCAGAGAUGCAGAGCAGCAGACAGAUGUCCAUAGUCGGACACCAGGAUGGUCAAGGCCUAGGCUGAGGCAAACAGCGUUCAUUCUGUUAACGCCAGGAGGAGGACAAGAACUUUCACAGAGUUUCUACAAUCCCUCUUUUACAAUCUGUUCCUUUCUCUCACCCUUUUCUUCUGUCUCGGUUCGCUCAUCAUCAGUACCGCUGAGGACUUGUAAAUGCAAACAAUUCUAUGUUUCCUUGAUGGUAUUUCAGUGAGUGUCAGUGUGGUUUUGGGCAACUGUUCUGUUUUUUCUCUUUUCUUCACUUUGACCAUCUACUCAUCAUUCAAGUUUGUUUUGUUUGGUGCCGUUUCUAAUCUGCCACUGUGUUAAACCUGACCAGUGUGUAGGUUUGAUCUCAGAUCAUGACCUGGUGUGGACUUCCAAAAAGAAGGGAGACAUGUCACAGGUGGAUUGUCAGAUUGAUGUACUGUAAUUAUGCACUAGUUAUCUCCUCUCAUGUUACUUUUGAGUUCUGGUGGGGUCAUCUAAAGCCCUUGUGAGAGAGGGGGCGGGUCAGGCUGUAUAAAACAAAGAGUAAAGUAGAGCCAGACUGCUCUAUCACUGGGGAGAGGUUCCACUGCGUCCUUCAGAAAAACAAACACAUUCCAGUUUGGUGUCAGAAAAUGGCCAGCAGGGGUGUUCUGGAGAGUUCCUCUUACACCAUUCGGCCAUUUUGUUGUGGUUUUGUUCCUGAACCCUUGUCUUUGUCCAGCACCGUAUCAUCUGUGGAAAUGUGUGCAGGUGGCCAUUCUGGGGAUGGAGGAGGGCGAGCGAGAGACGUCACAGUGACGCGUUCCGCACCCUGUCUGACGCACGGCAGUCGCUGAUGAGAGCCGAUGCUCACCACGUGUGCACCCACCUCGGCCUCCUCACAAAUAUUUACGGAGAGGUUUUAAUACGGCGAAGCCUUAGGUGGGCGCUGUGUGCCCUUGCAGCUGGAUGGGGAGCUGGGCUGGAACAUCUGUGUUGUCCUAACGUCGGCCUCGGAGAACAGCUCCUCUCUCAAACUGUCUCCAGGUCCAACGCAUGCAGGAAGCCAGCCUCUCACCACCUGUCCUGCGGAAGAAACAGAUCGGCCAGAUUUUUUCCAACACGGUCCCUUACACCAGUCUCACAAAAAGCACACUCAGUACUCCAUGUAUGCACACACAUGGGUAAGUGCAGAGGCAGGAGGAGAGAAAGCUAUGGCAGAUUACAUAUAAGGGCUUCCCUAAUGGCUAGGGCCCUUUGCCAUGGUAGCACUCGAUACCAAGGGGAAAGAAAGGGGACACAGCCUGCACUUCACAAUAUAGUGAUAACGGUGGUAAUAAUUACAAUUCACUCAGUUUCUCAGAAAAUGCAGAAUAUUUCAGAUGGUUUCUACACGGCAUUGUGAAUGACAAAAAGCAUCUCUGAAAAAUGGAGGUGAUUUAAAAUUGAUUCUAGGUUGAAAAAGAAAACAUCUCUAAAAGACAUUUUCUGGCUAAAAAAGCCUCUGCACUCACUUUUCUUUUCCACUUACUUUCUCAUAGUUUACCAUUAUUUCUGUUUUUAAUAUGCCAAAACAAGAUAUAAAAAUAUGACAAACUGUGGACAUAUCUUAUUUAACGGUAUCUAUCUUGAGUUAUGAUAUGUAACUGCUGCAUAUAUUUUUUUCCCCUGUGGAUCCUGUGUUGAAUGCAUUUCUGUUCAUUAUUAUUUUUUUUAUUUAUUUUCAAUACAAAGUAAGAUGCUGCCUGUUGUCUGUGUAAUGAAAAUGGAAUAUUUAUGCAAGAUUGUCAGCAGAGAGUCAAAGAUGGAAGCAUAGUCAUCACCACUUAGCCAUUGUUGGUGUUACUGUUUUAUCAAAAAAGCAAGAAAUAAAUCAGUUGAAUAUCAA
This is a messenger RNA of Alosa alosa (allis shad), 5683 nucleotides long. RefSeq names its product LHFPL tetraspan subfamily member 4a (gene lhfpl4a). Bases 754 to 1503 code for a protein of 249 amino acids. The transcript is spliced from 5 exons. NCBI's taxonomy places the organism in Eukaryota, Metazoa, Chordata, Actinopteri, Clupeiformes, Clupeidae. The record is from RefSeq and is a predicted model, not a curated record. Gene Ontology annotation, biological process: gamma-aminobutyric acid receptor clustering; sensory perception of sound. Gene Ontology annotation, cellular component: inhibitory synapse; plasma membrane; postsynaptic membrane. Gene Ontology annotation, molecular function: GABA receptor binding.